Molecule: messenger RNA, 1964 nt
Organism: Spodoptera frugiperda (fall armyworm)
Lineage: Eukaryota; Metazoa; Arthropoda; Insecta; Lepidoptera; Noctuidae
Exons: 3
Coding region: 154-927 (257 amino acids)
Source: RefSeq, a predicted model, not a curated record
UUGUAUCUGUCACUGUCACUUAUUGUCACUUAUCUGUCAUAACCUGUGUUUGUGAGGAAGCGUGUAAUUUUUAAUUUUAUAAAAAUAAUAAAAUAUUAGCAAUUGUUGUGUUUGUUGAACUUAAACAUUUGUUUUAUAUUACUAUUUGUAACUAUGGAAAAUAUGAAUUGUAAUUUCGUCGCACCGACGUGUACGAAUGUUCCUGCCGAAAUUGCUCAAAAUAGUACAAUAUUAGAAGAGGGACCAAGGAUUUGUCCUCUAUGCAAUGCACCAGUGAGACUGUACUAUGUGCACUACACAUCUAAACUAUUUAUGUGUGAAAAUAUAGAGUGCGAGUAUCCAUUUGGUGGUGACUUUACUGUCUACUCCAGUGAUGAUGAUGAUUACUUUUUGUCAGAGUUUGACAGUGCCAGUUUUAAGCGUAAGAGAGGCAGUACCGCAACACAAUCUAUGACGCAAACAAUAACCGGUACUUCAACCGUAGGAACUAAUUCAGAACUGUCAACUUCAGAAUGGUCAGAUAUAAACAGAUUAAACCAAGCAUAUGAUUCAGAUGAAAGUACGACAUUAUCGAAAAUAUUCACCAGAAAAUCGAAUAAACGUAAAACAGAUAGAAAAGCUAAAAAACAAGAGAAUGAACAAAAGAUAAAAGAGAAUGUUGAAAAGAUAAAGGAACUGAAUAAAGUACUGUUUGAAAACGAGGAUGAUGACAUAGAAAUAAUACGUAAUGAGAAAUGGAUUAAGAAUUUGUCCACAAUGCAGUCUUCUACUGGAGCGAAGUUGGUUAAGGAACAAGAACUACUGAAGUUGAAAAGACUUGAACAAAAGCGUGUUCAAGAAUUAAAAAUUGACAUCGAAGCGUCAACCGAUUCCAUGUCUUGUAUUAAAAUUGAAAUUGGUGGUUUGGGAACAAAUAGUAAAACUUAAACAUACUUUUGAUGGUGUCUUAUUGAUACAUUUAGGAAUUUGUUUAUUUUAUUUUUGUAAGAUAUGAUACAUACCUGAUUAUUUAUUAUUGAUCUUUUGUAGUAGUCAGGUUGACAUUCUAAUAUUUUAGUACAAAUUAUGUAUACAAUUUGGCUGAUUUAUGCUUAUUUGAACAGGUGUCUUGUACUUUAGUUUGCUGUGCAAAACGGGCUGUAAAAGGUACGCGUCGACAGGCCCGCAUCGUACGUAUUGCACGCAUCGCACACAACGAAUUUUAGUUUAUCUUGUAUAGAAACUCAUACAACUGCGUCCACUGAUCCGCAUCGUACGGACCGCGUCAUCAGCAAUGCCUACAUGCGAUGCGUAUUGAUGACGUCAGACGGAAUGCGUGCGAUGCGUACGAUGCGGGCCUGUGGACGCUUACCUUAAAACUAACAAUACACAAAAGUACCAUUGUUUUUCUGAUUAUUAGUUUAUACUAUGUAACUGACAGGGAACAUGUAUACAAUGUGAUAGGGGCGAGACUUCUAACCCGUUAAGGCUGAGUUCUACACCUAAUUUUAUCGACAAAAGUCGGGGGUCGAAGUGGUCGAAUCCCCUCCCCUAAAAAUUAUAGCUAUUUUAAUAUUUUUUUUACUUUUUUUGAUAUCAAAGGUUGUAUGCGUCGUAGAAAAAAACGAUAAACGGUAGCUAAUAACCUUGGCUAACUAAUUCAUUACUUUUUUCAUAUGUUUGAUAAUGUUUAGGUGAGAAAAAAAAUCAUUUGUGAAUUAUUUUUACCUAAAAAAUAACUAUUUUUAAAUAUUUUCAAUUAGGGGUUCAACCCCCAUAUUAUUAUUUUUGUCGAUAAAAUUAGAUGUAGUACUCAGCCUUAACGGGUUAGAAGUCCCACGCCUAUCACAUUGUAUAAGGCAUACAUAAUAGGGGCAAUAAGUAGAAAAUUAAUAUCAACGAGUAUAUUUUGUCCAUAAUUAUAAAAGCUAUUUAUAUAGUACCUGUGUUGUGAAACAUAAAAUUAUAAUGUGAUUUUAAAGUUA